AUGGAGGGAAUAUGCUUUUUACCAACUUUCUUGGUCAUUUGGUCAUCCAGCACGUUUAUUGUUUCCUACCUAAUUGCAUUGUUCGAGCAUGAUGUGGAUGUUAUCUUCCCCUAUAUAAGUGAAAUUGGGGCUAAACCCCCAGAGAGUUGUAUCUUUGGCUUGAUGACGAUCAUCACUGCAUUUGCAGGUAUGGCCACCAUAUAUGCCAGAUACAAGUUUGUGGAAAAGCUCAAUGAGAAGGCAGGUGUGCCCCCAGCACUGAACCAGGCUGCUUUCUGGAUUGGAAUGCUUUCUUGUUUGGGGAUAUGUUUUGUUGCUACUUUCCAGGAGACAACGAUUAUACAAAUGCAUGAUGCAGGUGCAAUACUCUUCUUCGUUUCUGGUGUGCUGUACACCACCCUCCAGUCCAUCAUAUCCUAUAAGGCCUACCCCUAUGGAUGUUCCUUGGCCUUGUGUCAUACGCGCACCGGAAUGGCAACCAUCGCCUUCCUGGCAGUUUCCCCCACUAUUAUCUGUGUCUUACUGCAUAGAACAGAAGACAAGGACUAUGUGUUCCAUCUGGUGAGUGCUGUGAGUGAGUGGAUCGUGGCCUUCAGCUUCAUCUUCUUCUUCACCUAUAUCCACGACUUUAAAAGGUUUACUCUGAAGCUGAGAACAGAGUUUGUUUCCUGA
Coregonus clupeaformis (lake whitefish) is the source of this 672-nucleotide messenger RNA. Its product is annotated as DNA damage-regulated autophagy modulator protein 1. Gene Ontology annotation, biological process: regulation of autophagy. Gene Ontology annotation, cellular component: lysosome. The record is from RefSeq and is a predicted model, not a curated record. Bases 1 to 672 code for a protein of 223 amino acids. Lineage: Eukaryota; Metazoa; Chordata; Actinopteri; Salmoniformes; Salmonidae. The transcript has 7 exons.